Messenger RNA from Colletotrichum destructivum, 1755 nucleotides. Its product is annotated as Putative RNA recognition motif domain, nucleotide-binding alpha-beta plait domain superfamily. Bases 1 to 1755 code for a protein of 584 amino acids. Gene Ontology annotation, cellular component: nucleus. The transcript is spliced from 5 exons. NCBI's taxonomy places the organism in Eukaryota, Fungi, Ascomycota, Sordariomycetes, Glomerellales, Glomerellaceae. The record is from RefSeq and is a predicted model, not a curated record. Gene Ontology annotation, molecular function: mRNA binding.
AUGACUGAGCCGGAGAAUUUCGAGGAGGAUCUCUUCGCCGAUCUCUACGACGAUGAUGCCCCAGCGAAGCCCGCUGCCGCCCAGCAACCCACGCCUACACCUGCACCUGCACCUGCCUCUGUUCCCCAACAGAGCAUCGAGACACAUGCCGAGCCGCCUGCCCAAUCCGGACUGGACUACGGCGGUGGCGGCGGCGGCGGCGACGACCAGAUGAAGUACGAAGAGGAUGAUGAUGAUGACGAUGUAGACUUCAAUCUCGGAGGUGACAGCGGUGGCGGCGGUGGAGGAGGCGGUGGCGGUAGCGGUGGUGGAAAUAGCUACGCUCCUCCUUCGAACGGCGUCGGCAACGUAAAGCACGAUGAACCUACGUAUUCGACGAGCACGGCAAAGAACCCUAGUGCCAAGGAAGACGGGAAAAUGUUCAUUGGCGGACUCAACUGGGAGACGACGGAUCAAUCCCUUCGAGACUACUUCUCCCAAUUUGGAGAGGUCGUUGAAUGUACUGUUAUGAGAGAUAGCAGCACCGGUCGGUCAAGAGGCUUCGGCUUCUUGACAUUCAGAGACCCCAAGACGGUCAAUAUUGUUAUGGUCAAAGAGCACUUUUUGGAUGGCAAGAUUAUCGACCCAAAGCGUGCGAUUCCCCGCGAUGAACAGGAGAAGACCAGUAAGAUCUUUGUCGGCGGUGUCAGCCAGGAGACAACGGACCAAGAAUUCAAGGAUUACUUUGCCCAGUUCGGGCGAGUUGUUGACGCCACUUUGAUGAUGGACAAGGACACGGGUCGUCCUCGUGGUUUCGGCUUCGUCACAUUCGAAAGCGAAGCCGGUGUCGAGGCAUGCCUGAGCACCAGCCUGGAGAUUCACGGCAAGCCAAUCGAGGUCAAGAAGGCCCAACCACGAGGCAAUCUUAGGGAAGAAGAAGAGGCUGCUCGACGCGGCGGGAAGUUCAGGAAGGGCGACGACAAUGCUCAGAGCGGACAGAGCGGUAUGGGCGGCAAUCAGAUGGGUGCUACCGGCGGCAUGACGCCACAGGUCAUGGCCCAGUACUUCCAGCGAAUGCAGCAGUACUUUGCCAUGAUGCAGCAGCAGAUGGCCAUGAGCCGUGGUAUGGGCCCGAUGAACCCGGCGAUGAUGCAGCAGAUGAUGCAGAUGCAACAAAUGCAGCAGAUGCAAAGCCAGAUGAUGGGCCGCGGCGGGGGAGGCGGCAACGGGCAGCAGGGAAUGAUGGGCCAGAUGACGCCUCAGAUGAUGCAGCAGAUGCAACAGAUGCAGCAGCAGAUGCAGCAGCAGAUGGGACAGCAGGGCGGGCCGCCAUCCGGGCCCAGCGGUAGCUUCAGCCCGCAGCAGCAGAUGUUUGACCCAUCCCAGGGGGGGCAGCCACAGCAGCAGCAACAGCCACAGCAGCAAGUCGCCCAGGGCCCGCGACGGGGAGGUGGUGGCGGUGGAGGUGCGCCUCGCGACCAGUACAACCAAGCCGGCGCUUAUGCCAUGGGCGGUGGUGGCGGCGCCCCAACAUCUUGGGAAGGCAUGUACGACGACGUGCCUCAGCCCAACCUGAACCAGGGCGGCCGAGGAGGUUACCGAGGUGGACACCGCGGUGGCUCCCAUAGCGGCGGUUCCCACCAAGGAUCGCCGGAUCCCGCGCACGCCCCGCCUGCCAACGCUCCCACGGGGCCCAAGAACGCGGGCCGACCCGGUGCCAACUACCGCGGCGGUGGCCGCAGUGGGAACCGCGGUUUCCAUCCUUACUCGCGAUAG